AUGUACCAAUAUGUAUGGUAAGUAUGGGGACAAGAGAGAGACAAGGCGGGCUAUAAACUUCUAUGUCAGUGCUACUCUUUUGCCCGACCCAACUUCAAUGGAUUCUCCUUUUUCUUUCCUUUCUCAACCGACAUUGGUUACCCUUGUUAUUUUCGUUCUCUUUAAGUUUACUAUAUAUAUAAACAUGUACAACUUCAAAGUAAAGCUAGCCAAGUAAUGGAAUAUAACAAAGCUCUCUACAUGAUUUCUCUCUUUUAAGCUUAUUUUAUAAUCUCUAUAAUAUUUUUAUGAUAUGGAGCUUGAGCUUGGUCUUGCUCCUCCUUAUAACAAUUUUCCUACCAAUAUCAAAGGAUUCGACCAAAAUGACAUUGCUAGAUUUGAACCAAAAGAGAUGAACAUGAUGAGGAGGAGGGAUAGUUUUGGUGAUAACUUCUCAAAGAUGAAGCAGAAACGUAGUUUUGCAGAGGCCUUUGAAAAUGGCAGUGAAGGAGUUGAACGUAAAACUUUGUCUUUGCUCAUAUGGAAUGGCCAACCAAAUGAAGAAGAAGAAGAUAAUGAUGAUGGUCGCCAUGGAAGAAAGAAGAUACCGUUUAAGGCUUGCGACGAGGAUUCUGAGGAAGAAAAUCAAGUAGUUGGGUGGCCACCAAUUAACACAUGGAGACAAAAGCAAUUUCAUGGGAAUUAUAAUCAAGGUUGGUGGAUUACAAAUGAAAGAAAAUACGUGUACGUGAAGGUGAAGAUGGAAGGAGUGGCCAUUGGAAGGAAGGUUAAUCUAAGGCUCUAUGAUUCAUAUCAAGUUCUUGCCCACGAUUUAGUUCAAAUGUUUACAAAAUACCUAAAUCUUGAUGACAAUCAUAGUACACGCUUUAUGAUCUUGUACCAAGAUAAGGAUGGAGACUGGAUGCUUGCUGGAGAUGUACCUUGGCAAACAUUCCGGGAGAGUGUUCAAAGAAUAGAAAUACUAAGGAAUGAGAAAUGAGGGNAUAU
Molecule: messenger RNA, 987 nt
Organism: Nicotiana tabacum (common tobacco)
Lineage: Eukaryota; Viridiplantae; Streptophyta; Magnoliopsida; Solanales; Solanaceae
Product: auxin-induced protein IAA6
Biological process (GO): regulation of DNA-templated transcription
Cellular component (GO): nucleus
Source: RefSeq, a predicted model, not a curated record